AUGAAGGCAAAGCCUCUUUUCCCUGCUCCCAAGCGAGGAAAGCAUCGCGUCCAGCGACGCCCCGCUUCCAAGAACUAUGUUCCCGUGCCAUAUGUUCGCCACGGCAUCCUAUCGGCCAACAACAAAGGGUUUCGCCAGCGAUGGGGGGAGUCCAUACAGCACCUCAUGUCACUGAAAGGCCGCCGACUGAUCACACACCUUCAGAAGGACAAAAUCUUGCCCAGCUGGCAGGGUCGCCAGUGCCCUCGCUGUGCCAAAGGCGUUCUCGGGACACUCAACUACGUCAAGGCUAAGAAGAUCUGGGCCUACCGAUGCAAUCACAAGCACUGCCACAAGUUCUUGCAGCCGCACGACUACCAUCCCGUCUUCUUCACGUCUGCUGGGAACUCGUCAACGUCGCUUGGCAAACAGGCUGCAGCGCUGUGUUGUGCAACAGCCAAUGUCCCCUGCCAGUCUACCCACUUGAUCCUUGACAUGGACCACAAGCCCGUGGAGAAGAAGAUCACCUACGGUGGCAAUUGGGAGGAUGUAGAGGUAGAUUUUUUCGAUCUGGGCAAGCUCACGGACGAGUCCUUAGGCCCACGCAACACGAAGUGGGAACAGUGGGGCGGACUAGUUCAGAGAGGCUGUCCAUCGUCGUUGUGCUUGUUUCGCUUGAACCCGAAGCUCACCACAAAGCGGGCGCCGGGCCCUGGCCCAAUCAAGAAGGUGGACUGGGCUGUUAUUGCUAAAAAACACCUCGCCAACCGCAAGGUGGUCUUGCACAGCGACGGCGCCCGUGCCUACACUCUCAAGAUCCCGCAAGUGAAGCAUUGCAACGUCGUCCACAAGAAAAAGAAGGUUACCGUCAACGGCAAGGCACAGUGGGUCAAGCCCCACUACACGAAGGUUUACACCAUCAAACUUCCAGACCGCCGACGGCUGAAGGUGAAAAGCGGGACGCAAGUCAUUGACCGUUUCUGGGGCACUUUGAGGACCGUCUUAAAGAACUCAUCCCGAGUCCCAGGUAGCCAGCAACUCGUCCGGAAGAUCCGGUCGGCCCAGUUUACGUACUGGAACCGCAAUUCGAACAUGUGGAAGGCCACAGGUCGAAUGAUCCACUCUCUCUUUCAGAUCAACUGA
Messenger RNA from Symbiodinium natans, 1122 nucleotides. NCBI's taxonomy places the organism in Eukaryota, Dinophyceae, Suessiales, Symbiodiniaceae. The record is from the annotation of a GenBank genome assembly.